AUCUUGUAUGCUUAAGUGGUGUCAGUACCUUGUAAUUAAAAUACCUAAUUGCUGUGAAAGAGCUUAAAAGCGUUGCUGUCAGCAGCGACCUUGGCAGUGUGGAAUAUAGAUCUUAAGAUAAAUAUAAUGAAAAGUGCUUCGUUUUUGGUCUGGCUCUGCCUCAGUCCCAGCUUAAGUUGGGCCGAUCCCCAGCUGAACCUGCCCACCCCCCGUCCAGAGGUGUUCUACAACGGCUAUACCCCGAAUGUGGCCACCACACCCGCCCAACUGCGAGCGGACCGGGAUCGAGACCAGCGGUACGGGCCGCCCUAUUCCGACGAGGGCGGCGGGGGCCAAGCCGACGAUGGUCUGGACGACUUUCGGUUCGGCCAGACCAAUGAUGAGCGCCAAAGGAUCGGUUAUGCGUACCCUUCCCCUCGUGUCAACUUCAGUGACUCCCCCUUUAGCGGGGAUCGUUAUUCCAACCACAAUUAUGGACCCAUUUCGAGCACCACGGAUCGGGCUUUUGGAAAUGAUCCCAACUUGAACGGCCGCCUCUCGGACGUACCCUAUUCCACCCAAGGAGACCGAAACUUCAAUCCCAACGAUCAGUACAACUACAAUAACAAUCCAAAUGUGGAAUUUGUGGGCGUCAACAACCGAAAUCGUUUCGAAAACCCCUUUCUUUCCAACCAGGAUCGAUUCAACCUGAAUCAGGGCUAUCUGGAGCGACAAAGGUACCAGCAGGACCGUCGCUACCAACAGGAGCUAGAAAAGCUGCGCACCCUACUCGUGGAGUCCGACCAGAAAGGAUCCCUAGAGUGCACUGCCAACGUGGCCGCCCAGUGGAAUUUCGAGACGAAUGUCAACGAUUUUACCCAAACGGAAGCGCUCAAUGCCCAGCAGCGUUAUGUCGAAUUUCAACGUAUUACUGCCGAACAAUCUAAACGAAUUAACAAAGAUCUCAUUUUCGAUCGUCGCCUCUACAGACAACUGAUGUUGCAGUCUGAAGUGGGGCCCAAUGCUCUGCCCCUGGAUGUUCUAGACCGGUACAAUCGUCUGCUUAAUGAGAUGCUGUUCCUGUACAACAGCGCCAGCAUUUGUGCUUACCAGCAGCCUUUUCAAUGCGACCUUCACUACAUACCAAACUUGAAAGACAUCAUGGCCAAGAGCAGGGAUUGGGACGAGUUGCAGCACACGUGGGUGGAGUUCCACAGAAAGGCGGGUCGGGGCAUGCGGGAUAGCUAUGAGCAGUUGAUUGACGUCAUGCAGGAGGUGGCCUAUGUGAAUAAUGUGACCAAUGGCGGGGAGUAUUGGUAUUUGGCCUAUGAGUCCGGGAACUUCCGGCAGGAUAUGGACAUCGUUUGGGAACAGAUACGUCCUCUUUACGAAAGCCUACACGCGUAUGUGCGGCGGAAGCUGAGGGAUUACUAUGGACCGGAUAGGAUCAACCGCAUAGCUCCGAUUCCCUCCCAUAUUCUUGGCAACAUGUACGGCCAGUCGUGGUCGAAUGUGCUGGACAUCCUGAUACCCUAUCCGGGACGCAAGUUGAUCGACGUCACGCCUCGCAUGGUGGAGCAGGGUUAUACGCCGCUUCUGAUGUUUCAGCUGGCCGAGGAGUUCUUUACUUCGAUAAACAUGUCAGCCGUGGGACCGGAGUUUUAUCGAAACUCGGUUUUUGAACAGCCAUUGGAUCGGAGGGUUCUGUGCGAGCCCUCCGCCUGGGACUUUUGCAAUCGCCACGAUUUCCGUGUGAAGCUCUGCACGGACAUCAAUCAGAGGAGUCUGAUUAGUGUGCACCACGAAAUGGCCCACAUUCAGUAUUUCCUGCAGUACCGACACCUUCCCAAGAUAUUCCGGAACGGCGCCAAUCCUGCCUUCCACCAGGCCGUGGGCGAUGCCAUCGCCUUGUCUGUUUCAACUCCUCGACACUUACAAACUCUAGGAUUGCUCCAAAGAUCGCUGGACGAGUCUAGUUACGAUAUCAACUAUCUUUUCACCAUGGCAAUUGAUAAGGUAGCUUUUUUGCCCUUUGCCUUAUCUUUGGACAAUUGGCGUUACGAUGUGUUUAGUGGAAAUGCAAACAAGCGAACCAUGAAUUGUCAUUACUGGAAUAUGCGAGAAAAAUAUUCGGGAAUAAAGCCGCCAGUUCUGCGGUCAGAAAUGGACUUUGACAUGGGCGCCAAGUACCACAUCCCCGCAAAUAUCCCCUACAUCAAGUACUUUUUCUCCACGGUGCUGCAAUUCCAGAUCUAUAGAGCCAUGUGCCGGGAGGCAGGGCAGUAUGUCCCGGGCGAUCCCAGGAAGCCGUUGCACAAGUGCGACAUCUAUCGUCAGCCGGCAGCAGGAAAUAUACUCAAAAAACUCAUGUCCAAGGGCGCCUCCCAGCCAUGGCAAGAGGUCCUCGAGGAGACCUUACAGGAGGGACGACUGGACGGGUCUGCCCUGCGGGAGUACUUCGCCCCUCUGGAGGAGUGGCUGCGGCAGGAGAAUCUUCGCACCAAUGAGUACGUCGGAUGGAACUACGAUGGCGAUUAUUGCAAACGGAGCAUCGAAACCGCUGGCCUCCAAGUUUUCGGAGGCUACUACAACAGUGCCCAGGAAAUGGGCCUAUCCCUGCAUCUGUUGGUCCUUUCGAUCUGCUUUUAUUUUAGUUUUAAUUUUUGAAAAGUAUCAGAACCUAAUCAAGCCAAGAAAACAGUCAGUCCAAAUGUUGUUCCACUUACUACUUCCGCUUACUCAAGUUGCACCUAUAACCGAGUUGAACUUGAAUCAAUGCCAAAAAAUACACACACACAAUUCUAAAAUUAAAUAAACGAAUACUAAAUAACA
Messenger RNA from Drosophila bipectinata, 2811 nucleotides. RefSeq names its product angiotensin-converting enzyme Ance-3 (gene Ance-3). Lineage: Eukaryota; Metazoa; Arthropoda; Insecta; Diptera; Drosophilidae. Gene Ontology annotation, biological process: proteolysis. Gene Ontology annotation, molecular function: metallopeptidase activity; peptidyl-dipeptidase activity. The record is from RefSeq and is a predicted model, not a curated record. Gene Ontology annotation, cellular component: plasma membrane.